AUCAUUCGUACCACCCCCGGUACUCGUAGGAUCCUUGACUCGCGCCCAAACAUGUCGAAUCGUGAUGCAAAUCAGACGAAAAUCGACCGGGACUCCGGGGCCUGAAUCUAAAACACGAUCGUUCCGAAAGCGUAAGCCCGCACGGCAAGUCGUCAACAAACCGGCAUAGGCACCAGAUACGGGAGCACCGCGGGCCAAAACACUAUACCGUGUAACAGCCACAGUCUCCGCGGAGACGUCGAAGAGAGAAUAGAGCCGGACCCGGUGCGACCUCGUGUGCGGCGUGCUCGUGUGCGGGUAUGUCCGAUUGAGUACCAAACGACGGCGGAAGAACAAUGCGGGGAUUGUGUGGAGUCGUGGUGCUGGUGGCCCUGUUGUUCGCGGUCCAAGCACAAAGGAGGAAUUAUUCGGCGUUCAGGUGCCCGAAAAACUGCUUCUGCUUCAAGAGGACGGUGCGAUGCAUGAAACUGAAUCUGGUCGAGGUGCCCAAGGUGCCGCAUCAGACGGUCACGCUGGACUUGAGAUUCAACAAGAUAAGAGAAAUAGUACCGGGCACGUUUAAGGGCCACCGUAACAUCGUUUCAAUAUUAUUCAACAACAAUCUCAUCACAGGCAUUAAAAAUGGUACUUUCGACGGGCUGCACAACUUACAAAAUCUCUACAUGUACAAAAACAUGAUUAGGCACAUCGAACCGGGUGCAUUCCAAGGAUUAUUUAAGCUGGAACGGCUGUACUUACAAAACAAUGAUUUAGAAGAAUUGAAGUAUGGAACGUUUGCCAAUCUUCCGUCUCUUGAAAGAUUAACGCUUUACAACAACCGCAUCGCACACAUAGCACCAAAAACUUUUGAUAAUCUACCGAAACUAGCCAGACUACGAAUGGACCACAACGCUUUAAUCUGUGACUGCCAGAUGUAUUGGUUUGCUAAAAUGAUCCACGAACACAAUCUCCAAGGUGUGGCACAUUGUAAAUACCCCGAAGAGAUGUACGGUAAAGCCUUGAAUGAAAUGGACAUUAAAGAUUUUCACUGCAAACCUCCAGAAAUCAUGGAAGGGCCACAUGAUAUCGAAAUCUCUUGGGGAGGAACUGCAAUCUUCACUUGUAAAGUUAAUGAAGAUGCCCAGGCGAAUAUAAUCUGGAUGAAGGACGAUGAAGAGCUGAUAACUAACGAAAAGUACAAAAUCAUGGACAAUGGAACCUUAGUGAUCGAAGAUACGGAAGAAAAGGACGGCGGUCAUUACGAAUGUGUGGCCAAAAAUCCAGACGGUCAAGCCAAGUCAAGACCUGCUCGCAUGAUUGUUACAAGAUACAAUUCUGUAACUCAAGGAUACAAUUCAUUUGCUCCUAUAAUAACAUCCAACCCAUCCACAGUUACAACAUCAGUAGGAAAUUUCGAAGUGGCACUUCCAUGUGAAGCAACUGGAUUUCCUAUCCCAACAAUUCGUUGGUCUAAAAAUCGCAUUACUUUGGAAACAUCUUCAAAGUAUACAAUUCUUCCAGGCGGAACACUUUUAAUACGACCUAUUGAACACAGUGGUGAUCACGGCACGUACAGGUGUGAAGCUUCCAAUAUUAACGGACGUGCUUUUAUCGAAUCUACUGUAAUAAUAAACGUUGCUCCAAUUUUCACAAUACAACCAGAAAACACUGAAGUUGAAGUAGGGGGAACAGUAAGAUUGGAAUGCGUGGCAUCAGGUACUCCACCACCUGAAAUCACUUGGUUCAAAAACGAUUUAGAAGUUCAGCCAGACAAUCGGAUCCAAAUAUUCCCAGACGGCACUUUACAAAUUUAUAAGGCUGAAGAAUCGGACACAGCUUUAUAUAUUUGCGAAGCUAGAAAUUCUUUAGGUUACAGGGAAGUCAGUGCGAAACUGAAGGUUGUAUUACCAGAUAAACGAAAUGUAGCUAGAUUGGUAUACAAGCCUUAUAACAUGGAGGCUUUGAUUGGAAGUACCAUUGAGUUGCCCUGCAAGGCUGAAGGUGAUCCGGCUCCAGGUAUUCAAUGGAGCAAAGACGGACAAAGGAUGCAGAGAACGGGCAGAUUCAAAAUAUCUUUAACAGGAAAUCUGUACAUUUACAAAGUAGCUCCGGAAGACCAAGGAAGAUAUGAAUGUACAGCUAUCAAUGAACAUGGACGAGACACUGCGUACGGUUAUGUAACGGUGAAAGAAAAUCAAAACACAAAUGAGUUUGGAAUUGGUGACAAAUUUGUUAAAAUUGCCUUCCAAGAAGCUAAUUCUGAAAUCGAUAAAGCUAUAAAUAAUACAAUAGACAAUCUAUUCCAUAGUAAAGGUCCACACAGCUCAUCAGAAUUAUUCAGAUUGAUACGUUACCCAGAUGCUCCAGCUAGAGAGCUGGCCAAAGCAGCUGAGGUAUACGAAAGAACUUUGUAUAACAUACGAAAGCAUGUAGAGAAAGGAAUGACUAUGAAGAAUCCAUCCGAUUUUAACUACAGAGAAAUCCUCUCCAAAGAUCAUUUAGAUUUAGUCGCCAAACUCUCAGGUUGUACAACUCACAGACUAACCAGAAAUUGUUCCGAUAUGUGUUUCCAUUCUAAAUAUAGAAGCAUAGAUGGUACUUGUAACAACUUGCAAAAUCCUACCUGGGGUUCUUCGUAUUCAGGUUUCAGGCGCAUCCUCAAGCCGAUUUACGAAGACGGCUUUACAAAACCUGUGGGCUGGGAUAAAACUAAAACAUACUACGGCUUUCCUAAACCCAGUUCUCGUCUUGUAUCAACUAGCUUAAUUUCAACAAAAAAAAUCACAUCAGACCCAGAAAUUACGCACAUGGUAAUGCAAUGGGGGCAAUUUUUAGACCACGAUUUGGACCACGCUCUCCCCUCGGUGAGUUCUGAGAGUUGGGACGGUAUAGAUUGUAAGAAAUCUUGCGAUUAUGCAGCUCCUUGCUACCCCAUGGACGUACCCCCUGGCGACCCUCGGAUCACCAAUCGCAGAUGCAUCGAUUUUAUCAGAAGUUCGUCGAUUUGUGGGUCGGGAAUGACUUCGGUGUUCUUUAACGAGAUUCAGCCAAGAGAGCAAAUUAAUCAGUUGACAUCGUACAUUGACGCAUCUCAAGUUUACGGGUUCUCUGAAGAGUUGGCGAAGAAUUUGAGGGAUCUGGAAACGGAUGCUGGCAGACUGAAAGAAGGUACAGUAUUUCCUGGCAGAAAACCUCUGCUGCCUUACGCUGCUGGGGCUGAAAUGGAUUGCAGAAGGAAUUUAUCGGAAAGUUCUGCGAUUAACUGCUUCCUAGCUGGAGACAUAAGAGCUAAUGAACAAGUGGCUCUUAUUGCGAUGCACACACUUUGGAUGAGGGAGCACAAUAGAAUUGCCAGGGAACUCAAAUACUUGAAUCCUCAGUGGGAAAGUGACUUGCUAUAUCACGAAUCUAGAAAAAUUGUCGGUGCUGCUAUGCAACACAUAACAUACACGCAGUGGUUGCCGUUUAUUAUAGGUGAAAGCGGCAUGAAAAAGAUGGGCGAAUAUAAAGGUUACAAUCCUAAAUUGAACCCAAGUAUUUCCAACGUGUUUGCAACUGCUGCUCUGCGGUUUGGUCACACUUUAAUCAAUCCAAUACUCCACAGACUAGAUCAUAACUUUAAGCCAAUCAGACAAGGAAACUUACCUUUGCAUAAAGCCUUUUUCUCACCGUGGAGAGUUGUUGAAGAAGGCGGUGUGGAUCCCCUUCUGAGAGGACUGAUAUCGGUGGCCGCUAAAGUGAAAAAAUCAGAUGAAAACUUAAAUAGUGAUCUCACGGAACGACUUUUCGAAACAGCUCAUGCUGUAGCUUUGGAUUUGGCUGCCAUGAACAUUCACAGAUCACGUGAUCAUGCAAUUCCCGGGUAUUUGGAGUUUAGAAAAUUCUGUAACAUGUCCGAGGUGGAAACUUUUGAUGACUUGAAAGGAGAAAUUUCAGAUGCCAAUGUGAGAAGAAAACUGAAAGAACUGUACGGACAUCCGGGUAAUAUUGAUGUAUUUGUUGGAGGCAUUCUCGAAGACCAAGUCGAAGGAGGAAGGGUUGGUCCCUUAUUCCAGUGUUUGUUAAUUGAGCAAUUCGUAAGGUUGAGAGACGGAGACAGAUUCUAUUACGAAAAUCCUUCAGUAUUUAAACCAGAACAGUUGACUCAAAUCAAAGAAUAUACUUUGGCGAGGGUUAUUUGUGAUAACAGUGAUAAUAUAACGCGGAUACAGCGUGACGUAUUCCGAUUGCCGGAGUUGCAAGGAGGAUUUGUUGAAUGUUCCCAAAUUCCUAAAGUGGAUUUCAGAUUGUGGUUUGAGUGUUGUAGCGAUUGCCGAUAUUCGGGACAAUUAAACACAAUCAGCAGAUUAAACAGUAGAAGAAAUAGGAGGCAAGCUCCAGAAGAUUUUCCUCAGAAAUCAACAGAAAAUGUUCAGGGUCUUCAAAGAAAGAUUGGUGAAUUACAAAAGGAGGUGGAUGAUUUGAAGGCCAAUCUAAAAGAUAUUCUGAAUGAACUUAAAUAUGGAAAUAAAACAUUGAACUGUACUUAACAAUAGUGUUCUUUACUGCCAUAAUUUUAAACUAAUCAGAAGUAGAAUUAAUUUUCUGAUGUAAUGCGCUGUGCUUAAAAUUAAUACUUUUUAUUGUCAUAUUAAAGCAUUUUGAAAAUAGAUACGAAAUUUUAUAAGUAUUGUACGUUGUAAUUGUAGAAAGACAAAUAUAAAAUUUAAUUAG
This is a messenger RNA of Aethina tumida (small hive beetle), 4692 nucleotides long. RefSeq names its product peroxidasin. Bases 336 to 4508 code for a protein of 1390 amino acids. Gene Ontology annotation, molecular function: protein binding; peroxidase activity; heme binding. Gene Ontology annotation, biological process: response to oxidative stress. The record is from RefSeq and is a predicted model, not a curated record. The transcript has 7 exons. Lineage: Eukaryota; Metazoa; Arthropoda; Insecta; Coleoptera; Nitidulidae.